UUUGUUUCCAAGGGUGGGAGAGGUCUGAAGUGUGAUUUGGUCAUUAACAUAUCUUUUGUUUCCAAGGGUGGGAGAGGUCUGAAGUGUGAAUUGGUCAUUAACAUAUCUUUUGUUUCCAAGGGUGGGAGAGGUCUGAAGUGUGAAUUGGUCAUUAACAUAUCUUUUGUUUCCAAGGGUGGGAGAGGUCUGAAGUGUGAAUUGGUCAUUAACAUAUCUUUUGUUUCCAAGGGUGGGAGAGGUCUGAAGUGUGAAUUGGUCAUUAACAUAUCUUUUGUUUCCAAGGGUGGGAGAGGUCUGAGGUGUGAA
Molecule: messenger RNA, 306 nt
Organism: Staurois parvus
Lineage: Eukaryota; Metazoa; Chordata; Amphibia; Anura; Ranidae
Source: the annotation of a GenBank genome assembly